Rhodofomes roseus is the source of this 882-nucleotide messenger RNA. RefSeq lists its product as uncharacterized. NCBI's taxonomy places the organism in Eukaryota, Fungi, Basidiomycota, Agaricomycetes, Polyporales, Fomitopsidaceae. The transcript is spliced from 8 exons. The annotation marks the transcript as partial. The record is from RefSeq and is a predicted model, not a curated record.
GGCUGCUUUUCAGUCCUCUUCUUCAUAUGUGUCGAUAUUCUGGUACGGAGGAGAAAGCGGCGUGCGGCACUCAACAAACCCAUGCUUGGCACGGCGAUAGCAAUGUACUUGCUGAGCACCGCGCAUAUGAUUGUCGACCUGGUUCGAGUGAUACAGGCCUUCAUUGACGCGCCGGAAGGUGCUCUCGACUACUAUGGUGAAAUCUGGACGUGGCUCAGCAUCUUCAAGCAAGCCUUGUACGGGACCAACAAUAUCAUAGCUGAUAGCGUCGUGAUAUACCGCUGCUACGUGGUAUGGGGCUUCAGUAUCAAGAUAAUCAUCAUCCCAGUCAUUAUGCUCAUCGCCACCUCAGUUUGCGCCUACACCGCGGUCUACAACUUUAGCCAGGUGACACCCGGAGGCACUGUCUUUGCGCAGAACAUUGUCCCAUGGGGGACCGCUCUUUUCAGUCUGUCUCUCGCGACCAACGUCACUGUGACGACAUUGAUUGCGGUGCGCAUCUGGUGGCUAGCCCGACAGACCAGUACGGCUCUCAGUGAUAGACAUCUCAUCAAAUAUCGACGGGCUAUUGCAAUCAUAAUUGAGUCAGGCUCAAUCUACUCGGCAUGCAUCAUGACUUUGCUCAUCUUGUAUUGUCGUGAUACGAAUGCACAGUACAUUGUAUACGAUUCGCUCUCGCAAAUCAUGGGAAUUGUCCCUACAUUAAUCAUCGUCCGUGUGGGACUGGGUAUAACCACUGAAGACGUUGGUACCUUCGUGGCGUCAACCUUCAGAGCUGCGCCUUUGGAGAGCCACCCACGCCCUGUCCGAUUCCAUAUGGAGAUCACGCAGACCACGGACAUCGAGGAUGAUGGGUAUGAAUUGCGAAAGGAAGUCAAAUAG